This is a messenger RNA of Trichobilharzia szidati, 1570 nucleotides long. Lineage: Eukaryota; Metazoa; Platyhelminthes; Trematoda; Strigeidida; Schistosomatidae. The record is from the annotation of a GenBank genome assembly.
AUUAAACAUGCUUAAAAGGUUUGUGCGCGCAUGUAUAUGAAAUAAAAAACAAACAUUUUCGAGAGACUGCUGACCAUACACUUAAAAAAAUUCAGUGAAUGUCAAAUACUCAGUCAAAUAUAAUUGGACUUAUCUUACUUUUCAUUUGCCUUUUGAAAACUACAAAAUCAGAUCCACAAUGUUCAGGUAUCAGUGAUGUACAACGUUUGGAUUGUUUUCCGAGUACUGAUUCAAAUAAGGAUAGAUGCGUGGCUAGAGGAUGCUGCUGGGUACCCAAAAAUGAACAUGAUGGGUUACCGUAUUGUUACUUCCCAAAAGACUAUCCCACAUAUAGUGUAGUGUCAACAGAAAAAACUGAACGUGGAUUUAUUGCUCAGUUGAACAAACCUAAUUCAAGUUAUUAUACAGAUGAAAUUAAAAAUAUUGCAGUCGAAGUUAGAGAGGAAACUUCAACUAGACUGCGUAUACGAUUUACAGUGCCUUCACAACCCAAUAGAUGGGAACCACCUAUCCCAUUGGGACAACCAGAUGAUACUCCAGUGUCAAAUGUCCAGUAUAAGGUUGUUAUGGACAAAUCACCUUUUGGAUUGAAGAUCAUGAGAAAUAAUAAUGAACAGGAAAUACUUAUGGACUCGACGGGAUCAUUAGCCACAGCUUUUAUUUUUUCCGAUCAAUUCAUACAAAUAUCAUUCCGCAUAAACGCUCAAAACGGUUUUGGUCCUGGAGAAUUAGAGCAACAUUAUCCAAAUACAUUUAAUGCAUGGACCAGGGCAGGCUUUUGGGCACAUGAUGGAGAUCCACAUCCAAAUGCCAAUCUUUAUGGUGUACACAAUUUCUUCAUGGGUCUGAAACAUGAUGGAACUGCAUUCGGGAUCUUCUUCCUCAACAGCAAUGCACAAGAAGUAGCUACAACGCCUCUACCAGCUAUCACAUAUCGAACAAUCGGUGGCAUAUUAGACUUCUUCAUCUUCACUGGACCAAAACCAUUAGAUGUCGUGAAUCAAUAUUACACUCUCAUCGGACAUCCACCGAUACCACCAUACUGGUCACUAGGAUUUCAUCUCUGUAGAUACGGUAUGAAGAAUUUGGAUGAAGUGAAGGCAGUACUGAGACGGAAUCUGGAUGCAGGGAUUCCGGUAGACGCACAAUGGUUUGAUAUCGACUACAUGGAUGCAUACAAGAUUUGGUCAGUGGACAAUAAGCGGUUCGGUGGGAUGAGUGAUUUCGUGAAGGAUGUCCUACACGACAAGUACAAAAUGAGAGCUGUGUUAAUUGUAGAUCCAGCUGUCAGCACGAAGGGUGGUAAAGACUAUUUACCAUACAAGGAAGGCAUGAGACUAGGCGUUUUCAUCAAUGACAGUCGGACUGGUACUCCGAUUCUGGGUACUGUGUGGCCAGGAGAGACCGUCUUCCCAGAUUUCACUCACCCAGCCACUGAGGAUUGGUGGUACAAGUCUGCGUCAGACUUCCACAAGCUGGUCAACUUCGAUGGUUUGUGGCUAGAUAUGAAUGAGCCUGCGAGUUUCAAUGGUGGAUCACUCACUGGUUGUCCUUCAUGGAAUAAACUAGA